Messenger RNA from Octopus sinensis (East Asian common octopus), 693 nucleotides. RefSeq names its product nmrA-like family domain-containing protein 1. NCBI's taxonomy places the organism in Eukaryota, Metazoa, Mollusca, Cephalopoda, Octopoda, Octopodidae. The coding region runs from base 80 to 442 and encodes 120 amino acids. The record is from RefSeq and is a predicted model, not a curated record. The transcript has 3 exons.
UUAUGAAGAAUGUGACCUGAUCAGAGACUGUCUAAAAGGAGCAUGGGGGUGUUUUGCUGUCACAGAUUACUUUGAAACAAUGGAUAAAUCUUGUGAAGUGCAACAAGGGAAGAACAUUAUAAACACAUGUUGUGAACUAAAAGUUAACCACGUUGUCUACAGUGGUUUAGAAAGUGCAGUUCGCAUCAGUGGCCUAGUGUGCAAUCACUUUGAUGGCAAAGCUGAAGUUGAAGAAUAUGUAAAAAAUAGCGGAGUUAAUAAGUACACCAUUAUACGACUACCAUGGUAUUAUGAAAAUCUUUAUGAAAAUACUCCUCCACAGAAAAUAUCAGAAAAUAAGUAUAAACUAUCAAUUCCAAUUGGCAACUCUUAUAUGUAUGGAAUCAGUGUGGAUGAAAUUGGUGAAUGUAUUCAUUCAAUAUUCAAGGAGAAUCAUGUGUAACCAACCAUGAAGAACAAAUCAACAGUACAAAGAAAUAAAAUACCAAUCUCUUUAAAGCGGCAACCACUUUAAGAGUAUGAGAAUCACCAUCCCACUACAUUUACGCAUUCAAAGCAGUUUGCCAACGGCCCUUCACCAACAACAUACCCUGAUAGGCUUUGUGACUACUACUAAAUUAAGGCCACGACAGAGAGAUAGAAUGUUCUUGAAGCCGAGGAUUUUAAAUUUACAGAGACAAUAUUUACAUAUCA